UCAGGAUUUUAGCAAGGAGGGUGUGUUGACCAGAAGAUUCUUUGCUAAAAAAAAAGGUAUGAAAAAGAAAAAAGAAGAAAAGAAAAGAAAAAAGUAAACACAGGGGAAUGGAAUUAAGGAAAGAGAGAGAGAGAUAUAGGAAUGCAUAACAUAGCGUGAACAUAACGUGAGGUCUCCAAAAAAGGGAAAGUCCCUUCCUGGGUGGCACAGAUACCCUAGCAGUAUAUAACCCAUCUCCAUCUCAGGCUAACCUCAGUCUUGGAUUCUGUUUGAUAUUUUCUUCUUUCCAGAUGAAGACCAAGAGAAGACGUUUGAGUCGCGGUGGUCGCUGGACGGAAGACGAACGACGCCGGCUGUGGCGACUACGUACACUUAACGAACAUCUUAACUGGGAUCAGUUCCAGAGGUUGUACUUUCCUGAACGGAGUUAUAUGGCCUUGACGAAGGCUUAUUCUGAUAUGAGAAUGAGACGGUAUGCCACGAUGAACAGUAAUGUCAGCAACGGGACAACUUUACCAUCCAAGACCAGCAGGUCAAACAAGCGUCCAAAUGCCGACGGUCCGUCUGUCAACGAGCGAGCCAGUAAACAAACCAAGACAGCCGAGAAGGAUUCGGCCUACAUACCCGAUGGAGAUAGUGAUGAGACCGACUUAGAAACAGAGGUAAUGGAUUACCAAUUUGAUGGUCGCGUUACUGUGGUACAUGACCACUCCUCAUUCAGUUUGAUCGCAGGUUCGCUAACCAACAUAAAGUCGGAUCUUGUGAAAGGUCCGACCAGAAGUUCAGCAGAUUCAGCGGCCACCAACCAGCCCCAGAAAAAUGGGAGAGUACCUGUGCCUCAAUGGCCUAAGAACGGUACGAGCUUAGGAGCGGGUGCGUCCAACAAGACAACUGCUCAACCUCCUGAGCCUCCUGGCCGAGCGGGUCCAUCUGGAAAAUCCAGAGGCACUGAGAAGGCCCUGGGCCCUGUUAUCGCUAGCAAGCCUGUCCCAGCGGCUACAUCGGCGCAAAGUACUCUUCAACCCAGAGUCAAUCAUGGCGCUCUCCCGUCUAAGGGUUCUGAGCCGAGCCAGGGUAGUAUGCAGAUACGAAGCCCAGCUUCAGACACAGUACAUGGGACCAUACCUAGCCUUGUGGAGCCAAUCAGUGACCACAAGCAUGAGCCGGUACCAAAGAACCCCAAGAUGCCAAGAACCAAGAUCUUAAAGGAGACCCUGCGCGAGCUGUUGUUGGAAGCUGAUUCCUACCAGUCAGAGCGGCUGAUUAACGAAAAACAUACGGAAGAACUCAAGGAACUCAGGUCCCAAAAUGCUACCCAGAAAAAUCAUAUAGAAAUCCUUGAGGCAGAGCUCUCCGAAGCACGCAGCAACUUAAGUCAACAAUCCAAAUCAGGCCAACCUUCAAAGUGCGAAGAUUGCCCGAGGCUGCGGGAGCAGAUUACGGCUCUGGAAAAGGACAAGGAAUGUUAUGAAUUCGUGAAAAAGCAUUUUAUCUCCGGCUUAGAAGGAAAAUAGCACAAUCCUAACUCGUCGGCGUCUGCCACUGCGGUGUCUGGUUGAAUUGUAGGCUACCAGCCUUCGUCAACCGAUUUUGAACCAAGGAGUCCAAAUGAAGGGUGAUGGUGUUGUUGAUUAGUCUAUAUAUGGGCGACAGAUUGAGCAUUACAGGCGUUACUUUACAAAUCUCCUAUUUUAUUGUCCUAUUUAGUUUUGCGUAUGACGAUACUAUGGCUCGCUCUUAUAAGGAAUAUACCAUGAAGGUUUUUAUGUACUAUAGAGAUCCCAUCUCUCCUGCCCAAACUGCAGGAAUAUGUAAUUUUGCUUUAUUUAACAUCAAGGUUACUCAUUUGUGAAUAUUCCAGAUAUAAGGAUUCUCUUGGCAAACUACUGUACAAUAUUUAGCCCUCAC
Messenger RNA from Aspergillus alliaceus, 1908 nucleotides. RefSeq lists its product as uncharacterized. The record is from RefSeq and is a predicted model, not a curated record. Bases 291 to 1514 code for a protein of 407 amino acids. The transcript is spliced from 4 exons. Lineage: Eukaryota; Fungi; Ascomycota; Eurotiomycetes; Eurotiales; Aspergillaceae.